Molecule: messenger RNA, 2523 nt
Organism: Galendromus occidentalis (western predatory mite)
Lineage: Eukaryota; Metazoa; Arthropoda; Arachnida; Mesostigmata; Phytoseiidae
Exons: 14
Coding region: 258-2204 (648 amino acids)
Source: RefSeq, a predicted model, not a curated record
GCUAUUUAGGAGCAGAAAUACGCUCGCUUCGUUCGCAAGCGCAUCGGUCUCUACCCCUUCUGCUGCUGCGUGAGUGGCUCAGUGAGAGAUCUUUCCAGCGGGCAGCCUGGAGAGUUCUCCUUCCGGAAAAAGCGGCACGCGAUAUCUCUUGCCUGCGCUUGGUUGUUGUGUCGAUUCGCACGAGACGCUGCCGACUCGAGUCGGUCCGAACGUGAACUCAUUUUUAGAACGAGAUCAACGCCAACCCGGCUUCCAUCAUGUCGAUGUGGUUUGUUGUGAGCAUUCCGAAGACGGAGGGCAAAGCACAUCAGAAGAUCGACAACAAAUUCCGCCAGACUACCAUACACUUCAAUGAAACCAAUCGGAACAAUAACAACUUGAACAAUAAUAAUAACAACAAUAACGUUGUCGCCAUAAGCCAGCAUAAACAGGCUCUCCGAGAAACUCUAGCUCAUCUGGAAAUCAAAGAUGCCGUGUGGUGCACAUCGCCCGCAGAUGAUUUCUAUCAAGUUUAUUUCGGAGUGGAAACUUCGGAUGAGACUGACAUGGUACUGCGACUCUUGACUGCCCGAGGGAUCGGAACGGACGAGAGAAGCACCGUGGCGUGUAUGCCUUGUGCAAUAUUUUACCGCGGAGAGGGCGACAACUCGAAAUUCAUCGAAAACAACGAUGACGUGUUCGAGGAAAAGAAGAAAACUGGUUUCAAGAAUGCUCAGGAGAAGUUUCUCAAGUCCGUGACCGCUCGCCUCACAGUCGCUCAGGUGGUCGAAGGUGUCCGAGCCGCUGGAGAGUUGAAUUUCGAUUUCGUCGCCCUGAUCCUCCUCGCCGGGAUGAUCGCAGCUCUGGGAUUGAUGGAUAACUCUGUGGUUUCCAUCAUUGCUGCCAUGCUGGUGUCCCCGCUCAUGGGUCCGAUUAUGGCGAUAACUUUCGGGAUCAUCAUUCAUGAUUACAAGCUCGUCAGGACAGGGCUGAAAACCGAGCUCGUCGGGCUAUUGCUCUGCCUGAGUUUCGGCUUUUGCUUCGGCAUAACAAUGGCUUACUUUGGGGACGAGCGAGGCGCCCUCGCCUGGGGUCCGAACACUUGGCCCAAUUCCGAACAGAGCGCUAGAGGUCAAUGGAGAUCCCUGUGGGUGGGUGCAUUAGUCGCGCUGCCAUCCGGAGGAGGUGUUGCGAUGGCGAUCUUGGGCGGAAACUCGGCUUGUCUUGUAGGAGUAGCUAUUUCCGCUUCGCUCCUACCACCGUCAAUUAAUUGCGGGACGUUGUGGUCCUUGGCGCUGAUGAAAGUGAUAAAAGCGUCGGCGCAAGAACCGAUCACGAUGCUGGUGACGCUCCCGCGAACGAAUAUUACGGUCGAACGGGUAACUUACCCGGCGUUCAAAGCUCAUCCAGGAUUCGAGGCGUAUUAUUUCGACAAUGCCAACAUGCACAAGGAGUGUGCCGUCAUGGCCAUAAUUUCCUUCUGUUUGACUCUAGUCAACAUCAUGUGCAUCAUCAUCGCCGGCUCAUUAUUUCUGAAGAUCAAAGAAGUCGCUCCAGAGAAGUCGCUACCAGACACCGAACGUUUCUGGAAGCAUGAUAUCAGAGUCGCCCGGGAAUACAACCGGAGGAACACCACGUUCGGAUCAUCCGGCGACAUGGCUCAAACCGUGUUGUCGGAAUGGGCGACGGUGGCUGGCAUUGAUCCCAAGCUCAUGAGCUCCGAUGAUCCGAAAGCUCGCUUGUCUCAGCUACAAACGCUACAGGAUAUCCUCAUGGAUGCGGAGGAUGACGAUGUCUUCCAGACUGUGACCAACAAAAUGGGCAACAUGGGUGGCGGAGAUCCAGUGAGAAGAUUGUCGAGAGCAGUGCUACCUCAACUCCCGCGAUCUUCCCAGAGCGAUACUGUGCACUCUACGGGCGGCUACGAGAGGCGACCCAGCAUACUUGUCGGUAACAUGCUGCAAGGGUAUGGCAGACGAAUGAGUCGCAUGGAUAACGCUUGCUACACGAACCCGGAGUUCGCAACAAGGACGUCAGAGCCGCCUAUCCCACUUCAAGACCGACGAAGAUCGUCCGUCGCCAGAACCAUAAACUUGAGUCAUUGGCCGACCCAAUCCCAACAACAGCGGCCCCAAUCCGAAGGUGACGGGCGAAGCCGUUUGGGCACACACCGGAGUGUGCCUCCGGUGCGGGAAGAAGAUUCAGAUGUCUACAGCCAUAUUUGAGUGCAGCCGGGAACGCUCCCCUCGAUGUGACGACACCCGAUCUCCUCCUGGUCCCAGAAUGAUCGAAACAUGCCAGCAACACCCUCGUUCUCGAAAAAGUUCCGCGCGUAUUCAUCCCGGACGCCGGAGUGUGAGCUGAAGGAACGAAGUAACUCUUCCAAAUCCACGAAUCGCUCAACAUCCCGCUCCCUACCGCUCGGAUAAUCAAAUUUGAUACGCGAGAUCCGAUUUGCGUUUCAUCAAUCACGAAGCUUCACUUGUGCCUUAACAUGUGUGGUCGUGUACUCUCCUAGAAUAUGUACAUCAUGCGAUUCUGAAA